AUGGAAUCCAGAAGAAACCUUCAACGCGUUAUCAAAGUCACGUUCAAUGGCAUGAGGUCUCGCCAGCUCUUCUUGGCUGAAAGAACCGGCGAGGCUGAUGUCAAGGAGGGACCGAAGAAAAAGCAGCAGCAGCAGCAGCAGCAGACAGCAUACGGACGAAGAAGCUUCCUUUGCGACUUGAAUUGA
Molecule: messenger RNA, 186 nt
Organism: Pyricularia oryzae 70-15
Lineage: Eukaryota; Fungi; Ascomycota; Sordariomycetes; Magnaporthales; Pyriculariaceae
Exons: 2
Coding region: 1-186 (61 amino acids)
Source: RefSeq, a predicted model, not a curated record